Molecule: messenger RNA, 5595 nt
Organism: Seminavis robusta
Lineage: Eukaryota; Bacillariophyta; Bacillariophyceae; Naviculales; Naviculaceae
Source: the annotation of a GenBank genome assembly
AUGAAGGAAUCCAAAGCUGACCAAGAUCCCAGCCUGAAGCAGGCUGCUACCACUAGUACCACUACUACCGAGUCUUCUUCCACAGCUGAUAAUGGCAAUGAUACCGGUACUCCACCCAAAGCCAAAGCCAAGACCAAGGCCAAGAGUUUCUGGAUGGACUUAAGGCAACCGCAGAAUGUCACUCCAGUUCAAGCAGUUCAAGCUACCCUAUCCCCUCACUCAGAAGAAGGUGCUGAAGAAGUAGUAGAACCCAAAGGCAAGGCUGAUCAAGAGGGUGAAGAUCAGACACGCCCACAGCAGAGUAUUCAUCUACCAAUGAGAGAACCAAAGGCCAAAAAUGAAAGCAGCAAUCAUGACCAGAAGCCAGUGGAUGUGGAUGUGGAUGUGGAUGUGGAUGCUACCAUUGCCCCUAAAGCUGUUCCCAGCUCUGAAGAAACUGGUGCUGAAGAAGAAGAAGAAGAAGCCAAAGACCAGGCGGAUCAAGAGGAGGAACAAGAGGCGGCACAGCAGAUCUCGAGUGUGAAUCCUCCAAUGAAGACAAAAAAGGGAAAAGGAAGAAAUAGACUCAACAAUCGACGCAGAUGGAAAAAACUCAAUGCUGGAACUGGAAAGGUGUGGAAAGGAAGACCAUCUAGGCCUGUACAUGCAAACAGCAACAGAGCCAUUGAUACUACAUAUAGUAGCAAUCAGAAAGAAGAUCCAACAAACAAUCCACAGAUAGAAAAAGAAGAGCCAAACAGAGUAGAAACAGAUCCACAGGAGAAGAAGGAUAUGCAGGAGAAGAAGGAACCACAGGAGAAAAAGAAAGCAGUCCAACUCAUUGACACAGAAAAGGAUAAACCAACACCAGCACCAAAACAAACACAAAGACAAGUCUCAUCCUCCUUCCCACGGUGUGCUCAACAGUACCUAUGGAGGACUCUUCUACAAGGCAAUACCGCUUCCACUUCCACCACCACCACCACUGAUACCGGUAGAGCACAUGUCAAGCAAAACAAACCCAAGAGAACUCUGUCGGCGAAAGCCAAAGAGUUCAUUCCACCAUCCCAACAACAGCAAUCCUCCAUUUACGCAAUGACAACCCAAACAUCCUCACGUAUUGUAACCCCACAAUCCUAUCCAAGUCCAGCCCAUGCUACAGAUUCUAUCCUUCUCAAGAAGAAAACAACAACAACAACAACAACAAACAAAAUAUCCAACACUGCAGCAUAUUUGGUUACCCCGUCACCGCAACCACAACAACCACCAUCAAAACAAUCGUCGUCCUCAGCAGUCGUUGACGAGCAAACCAAUAGCCAUCAAACGGUCAUUAGCCCACACGAUCACGAUACGCCAGAAGGACCGGACUGGGCCGGAGUCUACGAUCACCUUUAUGCGUUCAGUGAUGAUGAAGAGGAACAGGAACUGCAGACCCCACGACGGCGGCGUCCACUAGCGUCGUUGGCGUAUACACCCACCACCGCCGCCAGUAGCAGUCAAGCAUCCACCACCGACAUGAUGGAACCGUUGUUGGAUGCCGAACUCAUGUACCGAAAGUUGGCGUCCUUUGAGGAACCCAGUCUCGUCACGGACAGUGGCAGUUGGGACUUUGACGACGAUUAUGACGAUGAUGCAUUCCUGCAGAUGGAGGAGGAGCAAGAAGAGGAUGAUGAUGAGAACGGCGUCUACGAUCAUUUUGCCGAAAUGGCCGAAUCGGAAGACGAAUUUUGGGAUCGAUUGGAGUCACUCUAUUCUUAUUAUACCAACUGCGACGGCAACGGCAACGGCGACCAUCACGAGGACCAUCACGAGGACAAGACGACGAUGGAAUUGAUUCGAUAUGCCUCUCAAAAGCUUCGCACCACGUACGGGGAGAAUACUACGAGUGCACGUCGGCGUGUGGUAGCGACAGCCGCGACAUGGAUCCAAUCGUCUCCUCCAAACGAGGAACAGGGGCAACAAGGGUGGUGGAUGCGAUCGGGGUUCCGAAAACACUUGUUGGGGAUUUCGCAAGAGACACAACCAACACCAAAUAAUAAUAAUACGCCGCAACCAACAGUCCACAAAAAGCCAUCUGGGGAACAUUCCAAAGGGGGCACCCUCCAACCGGAAGAAGCUGCAUGCCGAGUUCAACAUUGGUGGCGUGGUCGAACACCAAAACAUCCCAAGGAGCCACGAUUGGAGCAUACUCAAGCCACAAAGGAGGACGCAGAACGUGCGGCCGUUCAAAGGCGACAUACUGUCAGCUAUGCAACGUCUAAACCUGUUGAAGUGCCGUCGUCCCUCGAUGAGUCCGCAGCGGCAACCGCAAUCCAGCAUUGGUGGGUCGUCCGUAGAUAUAGUGAAACCGCAGGCCGCAUCAUUGCCAUUCAUUCACCAUCUGCAGAGGAUACCACGUCUCCACCGAGCGAAAUGAUGGCGGCGGCACUUCUUCAACUCUGGUGGAGGAAGAAAUGCUCUGUGUUGCGUCAGACUCUCGCCCUUUCAAGCGAUGUUGGUGAAGUAUUGUUGACACAAGAACGAAAUGCCCUUUCCGAAUCAAACGCGGCAAGUCGCCUUCAGUGUUGGUGGAAGAACAUCAGAUCCACCAGGGCCGCCAAAGUGCCAAACCAGCUUUCAACUUCUCCUGAUUUCCUGCCUGAGCAGACCACAGCAGCCUUGAUUCAUUGUGAUGAAGGCGACCACCCCCCUACAGAGCUCAUCAAUUCACCACUCGACCCGAUAGAUAUACUUUCGCCGACAACUGCUGUAAGCGUGCUCCCUGAAGCCAGCGUGCUGAGUACUGCAGCUGCGCUAAAGCUUCAGCGUUGGUGGAAUGCGACGAGAGGCAGCACAAAGAACAUUCAUGCAUCACCACUUUUGGAAUUCUCCCCUCCUGAAUUGGAUGAACAAGCAGAUUCACGCCCACCAAGGGUGCCAAAGACUCCAGCAGAAAAAUUCAACCUGAAGGAGUCCUUGUCCCUGCCGACUGCCGUGUUCCCAGAGGCAAGCGUGUUGAGUACGUUAGCUGCGCGAAAGCUUCAGCGCUGGUGGAAAGCUAUGAAAGUCAGCACAAUGCAAAUUGAAGAAACUCUAAUGCUGGGGCCCGUUGUUCUAGAAUUCUCCGGGGAAAAGGACGAAAAAGAAGACUCACCAGACAAGACUUCAGGGGCCACAAAAAUCAGGUGGGAAGGUAUGCUGGCUGCUCUCGAUGCUAACGUUGAAACGGGAUCGGAGAUCGGUCCAAAUGAACAGAGUGACAAAGCGUGCUUCGCUCAGCCAUUGUCAUCCACUCGUGACAGUUUCGAUGUACGGGUAGGAGCAGCCCGUUCCAUACAGCUGUGCUGGCGGCGUUCUACCAGGCGUGGGAAGAGUCAGGUUGGAUCUUUUGACCCGGGCGAAUCUUCCGUUGCGGUUUCCCAGCUCCAGCAAGAAGAACAACAGGCGCGACAGCCUUUUGCCCCUGAGUCGCCUCGAGGCCAAACUGUAGAAUCGAAAUCAGCACGUCGGUUACAGCGAUGGUGGAAGCAUGUCACAAUGCGUUGCGAGAUCGAUAGUACAGAGGAGCGACCGAUGAAUCAGCCUUGGUUUCGGAGCGAGAGAAAUAACGAUACUGCGUCGCUUGCGUUGUCUGAGAAAUCUGCUGCUCGGCUUAUUCAGAAGUGGUGGGCGCUGGUUUUGUCGACGCGACGCAACGAUCUUGAUGGCCACUCCAGCCAAGGUGGAAGCAAAAUCGACCCUGUUCGUCAAGAGCAUGCAUCUCUGGAGCAGAACAUGACCAGCGGCAAGGACGAGGCAUUUCGUAGAAGCGAACCAUCUGACGACGACGUUGUUUCAGAAAAGGAAGCAAGGUUGCAGAUGCUUGCGGCCGCCUUGGAAUAUCGAACUCAAGUCAUUGCUGCAAUGGACAAGCAGUUGUGCUCGUUGCAGAGAAGCGUGGAUGAAUUCGCUGCUGCCAUGCAGGUUCAACAGUGCCCGGAUGGGUUGGUUCCUUCGAGUCAAAUCCAAGGAGGGGCUGCGGACGGUGUCCCGUCGACCAGAGCUCUGCUGCAAUCAAUGCCUAAGGAUGCACCCAAAUCAGAAUUUCGGAGUAAAGAAGCUUUUUCUUCUCUGAGCCUCGGCCAAGACAGCAGUUUUCCUGACCACACGAAACAACCAUAUUCACGCAACAGUGAUGAAAUUGAGGCAUUGAAGCAUGUCAAGUGUCUGGACGAUCCAAAUAAUUCUGAUGCUGCGCCAUUUGCAUCUUCUGCUGUUAUGCAACAGCGGAAAGAGCUGCAAGAAAAGCAGUCGCUCCUGUGCAGCAGUGAUCCAGUUGCCUCGGACGGCUCCUCUUCGGAAAUGGAUUAUCAGGCACUGGUCGCUGAGCAGGGUGAAGUCGCCGAUGAUGAAUCAGUUGUUAUCCCACCGAGCUCAACAGACUUCAACGCAAUCUUUCACUUGCAACCUGAUUCGGUUGAACCCAUUGCCAGAAAAAAUGAUCACAAGAGUGAGGCGCAAGAGCUUCAAGGCCCACCAAUCCUGCAGCAACAGGCAGAAGUGGCUCCACCGACUAGAAUCCAAGAAGAUCAGUCAUCUGUUUGCCAUGAGGGUGUUUCCAAUCUCGAAGUGCCAGGAGUAGCCCUGGUUGCAUCUCCCGGCUCAACAGUCAAGCAAGCCUUUCCUCGGCAGUCAACACCCUUGGUUGCACUCAGCAGCGCGGAAGCAAACGCAGUGGAGCCCAUCCAGCAAGCUCAAUCAAUCAUCAGCACAGAGAGCGACAGCCCGAUCCGACGGUAUUCUCAUAGCGACCGAAGCUUGACCCCAGUAUCAGCCCACAACCGGUCUCACCCAUCGACUGAGCAGAAAUUGCCAGAGGGACAAGCCGAGCUCCUGCAUGUCGAGUCCUCCGCUGCUUUACGCGAUGAGAGCGCUAUGGUCGUGGCUGUGCGAGAGGAAGAACAGUUCAAUGCCGAAGCCGAAGCCAGAAUGUUAGAAGGUGAAAGACCAACCGAAACUCCAGGCAAAGAUCCAAUGGCGACCAAGCUCCAAAGUUGGUGGAGAAUGGUUGUAGUCCAUAGAAACUUCAAGCGUCUUGUUGCAGUGGCAAGGCUGCUUCCAGAACGGACACGACACCUCAUGCUGUCCAAGGUACAUGGCCCAGAAUGGGGUUUUCAGGUCCGUUCCUGGCAGCUACAAAGCAGGAGCAGGGACGGCGAUGAUGACGAUUUCUGCGAGGGCUAUGUUGCACCAGCCAUUCAGCUCCAAGCUUGGUGGAGGAUGCUAGUGACACAGAGAAACUAUAGACGGCUGAAAGCGACCAUCAUGCUCCUUCCAGAGCGAACGCGACAUCAAAUGUGCUCAAAGAUUCAUCGCCCUAUACAGUGGGGAUCUCAGGUCCGCUCUUGGCAAGACCUGCAAAGCAAGAGAACGCCUGUUGAGGGGGAGAGUAGUGCCACAUCUGCCAUCCAGCUCCAAUGCUGGUGGAGGAGGCUGGUUGCACAGAAGAACUAUGGACAUCUACAGGCUACAAAGAGGUUCCUCCCUGACAGAACGAAGAGCUGUAUGCUCUCCAAGGUACAGGGCCCAAUGGUUUGGGGGUCUCAGGUUCGGUCAUAUCUGGAGCGAAACAGAUUCGUCGACGAGUUUCAUGUUUAA